GUUUUGGAUCAUUAACUCCCCACAUGAUUGUAUUGUGAGACUGCCCCCACUUGCUACAUAAACAACUUUCUUCUGCGUUCUUUUGCUUUUUCUACGUCUUAAAAUAAAGACAGGAAAAAGAAGAGCCAUAAAGUAUUACAAAAUUUAGAGAUUAAAAAAAAAAAAGCAAAAAGAAAAACAGCCAAAGUGAUCCCACAACAUCUGAAAAAAAAAAAGCCCUUCUCUUUCUCUGUCCUUUUUAAGUUGAUCCAGCAAAGGUUUAAGCCUGGGACUUUGCUCAUAUAUCUCUUUCUUCAUGUUUUCUUGAAAAUUUAUAAUUGCUGGUAAUAGUAAAAAGUAUUACUCCUAUUAUUAUUGUUUGCAAAGAAACAAGGGAUGAAGAAGUUUCUGCCUCUCUUUCUUUUCCUUGUUUCACUUGUUUCUGUUCCUGAAACCAUUAUUGUUUUUGCCGUGCAAGGCCCUCUUGCUUCUUCUGUGUCCCCUGUCUCUUCACCCAUUUCUAGUCCUCUCUCUGCUUCAAUGUCUGCCUUCUCUCCAGUGGUUAAUGAAAUAGCAGGGAUUCAACUGGGAAGUGAGGAGCACAAAAAAAUGGAUCCACCGAAGAAAAUGUUAAUAGCUAUCAUUCUUGCUUGCUCUUCCUUGGGUGUAAUUAUCUCUUCGUUGUUUUGUUUAUGGAUUUGUUACGGGAAGAAUUCACACAAAUCCACCAAGAAUGAUGCUAAAAGUUCAGAUGCUGAAAGAGGGACUGGUUUUGCACCAUUUUUGGGUAAAUUCAAGUCUAUGAGGAUGGUUUCCAAGGAGGCUUAUGCUUCUAUUAUGGAUUAUAAGAUACUUGAAAAAGCUACAAACAAGUUUCAUCAAGGUAAUAUUUUGGGUGAGGGUGGAUUUGGAUGUGUUUACAAGGCUCAAUUUGAUGAUGGUUCUUAUGCUGCUGUUAAGAAGUUGGACUGUGCAAACCAGGAUGCAGAAAAAGAAUUUGAGAAUGAAGUGAAUUUGCUAUGUAAAUUUAAGCAUUCGAAUAUAAUUUCACUGUUGGGUUUUAGCCGGGACAAUGAGACAAGGUUUAUCGUGUAUGAAUUGAUGCAAAAUGGUUCUUUGGAAACUCAAAUACAUGGACCUUCACAAGGGUUGUCAUUAACAUGGCAUAGGCGGAUGAAAAUUGCUUUGGACACAGCAAGAGGAUUAGAAUAUCUACAUGAGCAUUGCAAUCCACCAGUCAUCCAUAGAGACCUGAAAUCAUCUAAUAUACUUUUGGAUUCUGACUUCAAUGCUAAGCUUUCAGAUUUUGGUCUUGCAGUAACUGAUGCAGCCCAAAACAAGAAUAAUUUGAAGCUGUCAGGCACUUUAGGUUAUAUAGCCCCAGAAUACCUUUUAGAUGGUAAAUUAACAGAUAAGAGUGAUGUCUAUGCAUUUGGUGUUGUGCUGCUGGAACUUCUAUUGGGAAGAAAGCCUGUUGAAAAACUGGCACCAGCUCAGUGCCAAUCGAUUGUCACAUGGGCCAUGCCACAGCUUACUGACAGAUCUAAACUCCCAAACAUUGUGGAUCCUGUUAUAAGAAAUACCAUGGAUCUGAAACACUUAUAUCAGGUUGCUGCCGUAGCUGUGCUAUGUGUGCAACCAGAACCAAGCUAUCGUCCAUUGAUAACAGAUGUUCUCCACUCGCUUAUCCCUCUUGUUCCUAUGGAGCUUGGAGGGACACUAAGAGUUACUCCACCUCCUGCUCGUUGACCCUACAAACUACCUCGCGGGCGCUGACAUGUCUGCAAAUCAAGAUCACAUUUGCGAUGCAGCCAUUUGAUUGUUGGUUUCGCAUCCAUUAAAUCAAAGAUCCACUUAUCCACAUCAGUUCCAAUGCCCAAUUAUAUGCAAAGAUUUGAAGAUCAUUCAUACCUUUGGGGUGAAGACUAAAGAUUAGCAGAGUUUCUGGUUCAUAUCUUUUGUAAACUGCACCAUAUUUCAAGUGCUUGCCUUCAUACGGCAAUUUUAGAUUUACUUGUUCAUACAAUGAUAAUCUGGACCAACUCUGAAUUCUCAUACUUAAAUGAGAAAUUACUUUUGCCUUCGUUUCCUUUUCAAAUCGAUUUCGCUUUAUGUACUUAAAUCACCCUUCAUAAUUCUAUUAAUUCGCUAAUCUAAGUGCGGCAUCCAAGUUCAAUUGAAUUUAAACCAUCACAACUUUGUCUUUUGUUUAAGAAUGUUAGCCUCUUCAUUCAAAAAAUGGCUAAAAAGAUUAGUAAAUAAAAAGAGCAAAUGAGCAA
Durio zibethinus is the source of this 2258-nucleotide messenger RNA. The record is from RefSeq and is a predicted model, not a curated record. Lineage: Eukaryota; Viridiplantae; Streptophyta; Magnoliopsida; Malvales; Malvaceae.